UUUAUUCUUUUGGGACUUUUGUUGUCUCUUCUCUACGGACUCAUUGUUCCCAUUUAUGCCUUCAUUUUCGGCGCUUUCGUCGAAGUGUUCGCCACCGAAGACGACCCGCGAGACAUAUGGCGGCGCUCUUCGCCGUUCGCCUUCUAUUACGUCGGAAUAGCGGUCGCCGUCGGACUCAUAUCCGUCGCGCAAAUGACGGCUCUCGGAGUGGCCGGCGAACGGCUCACUCUGCGUCUGCGCAAACUUGCCUUCGACGCCAUUCUGCGUCAAGAGAUCCGAUGGUUCGACAGACAGGACAACAGUUGCGGCGCUCUUUGCGCGCGACUCUCGGCCGACGCCGCCAACGUCCAGGGCGCCUCGGGCUCGCGAAUGGCGAUCAUCUGUCAGGCGUUGUCCACUUUCCUCGCGUCCGCCAUCUUGGGCUUCGUGUUGUCGUGGAAACUGUCGCUCGUGGCGAUGCUCUUCAUCCCCUUUAUUCUCGUGGGGUCGGCUGUGGGCGCCUCCGUCGACAACUGGGAGCUCAAGGCCAACAAACAGUGUUUGGAGCGCUCGACGAAAGUGGCCACAGAAGCGCUGUCUUCCAUCCGAACCGUCGCUUCUCUACAUCGGGAACAACACUUCUGCACGCGAUUCCAACAGAUCGUCGACUCGAACGCGCGGACGGCGCGCAAGAAGACUAUCCUCCGCGCGCUCACUCUCGCCUUCUCGCUGUCCAUUGUGUUCCUCUCGUACGCCGCGGUCUUCCUGUGCGGCGGAAUCCUUCUCUCGCAACGAAGUCUCUCUUCGAGCGACUUCUUCAUUAUCAUCGAAACCCUGAUCUACGGCUCUAUGACUGUCGGCCAGUCGUCGGUCUUCACGUCGGACUACCGGAAGGCGAAGAUCGCGGCCGCAAACAUCUUCCGACUCCUCGACCGCAAGUCCAAAGAGAUUAUGGGAAGUGCGGAGACGCCACAGGAGUGCAAAGGAGACGUCGUCUUCUCCGGCGUUCACUUCCAUUACCCGAACCGACCGGAAGCGCGAAUCCUCAACGGACUCUCGCUGAGCGUCGCGAGCGGACAGACCGUGGCUUUGGUCGGCGCUUCCGGUUGCGGAAAGUCCACUUCCGUCCAACUCCUCGAACGCUUCUACGACGCGUCGCGCGGACUCAUUGCAGUGGACGGUCGUGACGUCAUGGCUCUGGACAGACAUUGGUUGCGACGCCAGAUGGCGCUCGUGUCACAGGAGCCGACGCUCUUUUCGGGAACCAUCGGCCAAAACAUCGCUUACGGCGAGAACGCGCGCGACGUGCCGUUCGACGAAGUGGUGCGCGCCUCGCAAUUGGCUAACAUUCACGACUUCGUCGAAUCACUGCCCGCCAAAUAC
Messenger RNA from Oppiella nova, 1362 nucleotides. The record is from the annotation of a GenBank genome assembly. Lineage: Eukaryota; Metazoa; Arthropoda; Arachnida; Sarcoptiformes; Oppiidae.